AUACAAUCAAACACCUCGAUCUGGAGUACUGCCGCAUUCAGUGUGACGGUCUCCGGCGGCUGGGACCGGCUCUGCACCAGUGUCAGUACUUGGGACUGGGAGGGAACAGGCUGGGAGAUUACGGAGUGAAACUGCUGUCUGCGGCUCUGGUAAAUGCGGACUGUAAAAUACAGAGACUGGGGUUGUGGCGUAUCGGCCUCACAGAUUUUGGUGCCAAGAUUCUCGUCACCGCUGUUUGUACAAACCGCUCACUGAUGGAACUGAACCUGGGAGGAAACAACCUGGAAGAUUCUGGAGUGAAACUGGUGUCUGCAGCUCUGAGGAACCAGGACUGUCAAAUACAGAGAUUGCAGCUGCAAUGUGUCGGUCUCACAGAUUCUGGAGCCGAGGAUCUCGUCUCUGCCCUCAGUACAAACCACUCACUGAUGGAGCUGGAGCUAACUGAGAAUAAAUUGGGAGAUUCCGGAGUGAAACUAGUGUCUGCGGCUCUGAGGAAGCCGGACUGUAAAAUACAGAAACUGUGGCUGGACGCUGUCGGUCUCACAGAUUCUGGGGCCGAGGAUCUCGUCUCUGCUCUCAGUACAAACCCCUCACUGACGGAGCUGGACUUGGUAGGGAAUGGCCUGGGAGAUUCUGGAGUGAAACUGGUGUCUGCGGCUCUGAGGAACCCUGAUUGUAAAAUACAGAUACUGGGGCUGUGGGCUGUUGGUCUCACAGAUUCUGGAGCCGAUGAUCUCGCCUCCGCUCUCAACACAAACCGCUCACUGACAGAGCUGAAACUGGGGAACAAUGAACUGGGAGACUCUGGAGUAAAACUUGUGUUAGCGGGUGUUAGGAACUCGGACUGUGAAAUACAGCGACUGUGGCUGGACAGUAUCAAUCUCACAGAUUCUGGACUCGAUGAUCUAGCCUCCGCUCUUAGUACAAAGCUCUCACUGCUGGAGCUGGAGCUGGGAUCAGACUCCCUCACAGACUGAUCUGUUGCCUCUCUUCUCCGCCUCAUACUUGCCCUCCCGAGUCUGGAACGGAUCAGGCUGGGGAGGAAUCGGUUCAGUGCAGAUGGACGGAACCAGCUGGAGAGUCUGCGUGGAAUCAGACCCGGGCUGAGUGUGGAGCUGUGAACAUCUCCAUGUGUGAACGUCACCUCCCAGGGAAUAGGAAUAAUGUUGGCCAAUUUCCCGCCCACCCCUUUAAACGGCCGCGCUCCGGGAUUAACCCUCAGUGGUUCCCGGCUCGGGCCGGGCGGGCUGUGACGUGAGAAGCAGCCGUAUUGACACGUGACCCGGACACGAGGCGCUGCUGCUGAUGCCGGAUAUCCGGUGCUGCCCCCAGUUUGACAGGUGAAUUGCAGCAAUCUAGGAUGUGACUUUAUCA
Molecule: messenger RNA, 1374 nt
Organism: Amblyraja radiata (thorny skate)
Lineage: Eukaryota; Metazoa; Chordata; Chondrichthyes; Rajiformes; Rajidae
Product: NACHT, LRR and PYD domains-containing protein 3-like
Exons: 8
Coding region: 255-977 (240 amino acids)
Cellular component (GO): cytoplasm
Molecular function (GO): protein binding
Source: RefSeq, a predicted model, not a curated record